CAUAACUUUGUCGAACUUCGUUGGUUUGUUUACACUGUGCGGUCUGUCUGUUAUCUUGUUGUAAUUUGAAGCAACUUUGUUUUGGUUUCGGUUUUUUUCCUGUUUCUUGCUUUUUUGGUGCAAAAUCAGUUGUAAGACCCUCAAAAUGAUUUUCGUUUGGGAUUGGGAUUGUAACUAUCCUUCCAGUGACGAUGAGUUUGAAGAAAAUUUGCUUCAGAUGCUCAGCGAUUCUGAUUAUUCUGUUUCCAGUGAUGACGAAUUUGAAGAAACGCCAGUUCAGAUGUCCAGUGGGUCGGGUUGUAUUCCUUCCAGUCAUAAUCAGUCUGAAGCAACAUUAGUUCAGAGGACUGAGAGAGACAAGGAAGACGAUGAUUUCAGUCAGUCUAAAGGAACAUUAGCUCAGAAUAGUAAGAGACAGAAGGAAGAAGAUUUUCUCGUUCAGUCUGAAGCAACGUCAGUUCAGAGGAGUAAAAGACAGAAGAAAGAUGAUUAUUUCGAUCUCGUGGUGCCGCAGUAUAGUGAUGCCGUGUUUUUGGAACAUUUCCGUGUACGACGCCACAUUGCAGAGUACAUUGCAGAAAAGUACAGAAAUUCUGCCUAUUACAACCAUCAAGCGGGUGGGAAUGGAAAACUGAUCCCCUUACAACAAAUCCUAAUUUUUUUAUGGUUUGCUGGACAUGAAACAGACACAUUCAGAAAUGUGUCAGAGAGAUUCAGCAUCUCUGCUAGUACUCUGUGCAACAUUGUGAAAAGGGUGUCACACUUCAUUAGCAAUGAAUACGUUGGUGUAAUAAAGUGGCCGUCCGCUGCAGAAAAAGCAGGCAUAGAAUCAUACUUCCGGUCAAACGGUUUGCCAGGUGUGGUUGGCGCCAUCGGCGGCACUCAUAUUAAGAUUGAUAAACCUCAAAGCGAUCCCUAUUCAUAUUUGAACACGAAACGUUUUUAUUCUAUUCAAUUGCAGAUCGUUUCCGACCACGAGCUACGUAUAAGGGACAUAUUCGUGGGUUAUCCGGGGUCAGUCGAUGACGAGACAGUGUUCAGAAAAUCACCAUUGUUUAAAAAGCUCGGAGAAAUUUGCAGCGAGUUAUGUAUUGUGGGAGACGUCGCGUACCCAUGCCUUAAGCAUUUGCUGACUCCGUACAGAAACACCGGGCAUUUAACCAGACAGCAAAAUGAUUUCAAUCUUGUACUUUCGAGAAGUACGAGUGUUGUUGAACAUUGUUUCCGUGUAUUAAAGGAGCGUUUUAAGCAGUUGUUUUAUAUUAAGUUAAGGAACAUUGAAGACAUAGUUCAUUUUAUUCGAGCUUGCUGCAUACUGCACAAUAUCGCCUUGAAAGACACCUUUGUAUUUGAAGGAAACGAAGGUGAACACGAUAAAGACGCUACAGAAGGAGAAGAAUCGGUUGACCUCGAUAUCCGACACGACGAAUUAGGGGCGGAGAAGAGGGACACGAUUGCUGCACAGUUACUAAUAUCGUACGAAGAAGAAUCGGAUGACCUCGACAUCGGAGAUGAUAAACUGGGGCUGGAAAACAGGGACAGAAUUGCCACACAGUUGCUAAUUCGAGCUGAAAAAGAAGCAGUUGACCCUGAUGACCGAGGGCUGGAAGUGAGAGAUACGAUUGAUGCACAGUUGCUAUUGUAAAAGCAGUCCCAGAUACCCCAUCACCACCCACACAUUAGAAAAUGCCCAGAAAGAUAAAUACUCCGAUACUGGUAUCUCUCUCUAGAAUGCAUUUAGUUACAUUAGCUGCCCUGUAUAAGUUUGAUAAAAUGGAACUGAACUGUGAUAUGUAAAACUACAAGUUUGCAGGACAUUUUUCGUGUUGCCACUAGGUCUGUGGUUUAAACAAAUAUUCACAAAGACUGGACUGUUUAGCUCCUUGGUGUCGAGAUCUGCAAAAUUGUGACAUCAUAUUAUUUAGACACUGAAUAUUGUCAGUGCCAAACUUAAAAGUAUUACUGGAGAAGCGAGGAAGUAGUAAUCUGUUUACCUGUUUGUGAGCAGAAAAGUGUCUGUGUCUAAAACUAAGUACCUGCAUAUCUAGUCUUUCAUCUGUUAGGACUGAAAAGAAAAUUUUGAUUUUUUUGCUUUCAGUUAGAUGAACUCAUUACAACCUUGAUUUGUUGCUCUUAAUUUUUGAGUAGUCAUGUUAGUGUUAAAAAUGUAUUUCAGUUACUAAGGAGAAGUGUUUUGAACUUUUCAUGUGUAGAAGAAACUAUUCAAGACUGAUACUGUAGCUUUUUGUUAUCUUCACAGUGUUCAUAUUGAAAGAGGGAUGUACCUGAUUAAGGUUCUUUUUUUUUGUGUAAACACCUACAUUUGUGAGCAGUGAUCUGUGUCUAAAACUAAGUAUGUGUAUACGUAGUUUUUCACCUGUUAGAAGUGAAAUGAAGAGUGUGUUUUUUUUUUAUUUUUUACAUUGAGGUACAGGAACUCGUUACAAAUUUGACUUGUUGCUCUUCAUUUCUGAGCAUUCCUCUCCCCUUCUCCCCCCCCCCCCUCCCCCCUCCCCUAUCCACUUCCAGAUUACUAAACAGAACUGUUUGUAAACUGUUCACAUGUGGAAGAAGCUGCAAGACUGGUAAUGAAGCUUUUUAUGAUGGGAAAUGAAAUUCAUUCUCUCUGCUUCAGUUGCCACUUUUGUACACUGUUAGAUCUGUGCCCUGGACAAAUAUUUGCAAAGGCUGGAGUGUUUAGCAAAUUAGUGUAAAGCUCUUCGGAGUUGUAAAAUUAUGUCAUUUAGACUCCAUGUUAAUUUAAAGGCUUUACAGGAGAAGCAUGAAGGCAGUAACCUGUUUGUGUGCAGUUAAGUAUGUAUCCAGAAUGAAGUACCUGUAUAUCUAGUUUUUUCUCUGUUAGAAGAGAAAUGAUAAUUUUAAUUUUUUACUUUAAGUCACAGAAACUCAUUACAGCCUUGACUAGCUGCUCUUAAGUUCGGAGCAUUGAUGUCAGUGUUAAAAAUGUUUUGAUGUAACUAAACAGAAGUAUUUGAAAUCCUUCAUUUGUAGAAGAAGUUGUAAGAUGGAGAAUCAAGUUUUUCUGAUUAGAAAUAAAUGUUGUGUCUCUAUUUCGUAUGGUUCAAAUUUCAAGAAACUUACUUUAUUAUGAAGCUAUUUUUUUCUGCAAACAGUUGUAAAAUAUGAGCC
Molecule: messenger RNA, 3150 nt
Organism: Schistocerca cancellata (South American locust)
Lineage: Eukaryota; Metazoa; Arthropoda; Insecta; Orthoptera; Acrididae
Product: putative nuclease HARBI1
Exons: 6
Coding region: 146-1645 (499 amino acids)
Source: RefSeq, a predicted model, not a curated record